AUGGGUACACAGCGGCGAGGUCUGGAGUAUAGGCGGAUUGAGUCACCAAUUGAGGCGGCGUCAGUGGAGGAGACUGUGACUACAAUGGUGGAUGUGGCUUUCGCAUUUCGGGAGGCGUCGUCCUUGUUCAGAAAGCGUGUGGCGAUGGGGGUGAUUCCGGAAGCUAGACUGAAGACUUCUGGGAAGGUACUGUCCAGAGUUUCUUUGUCUGGGAUUGCGAAGAGUG
Morchella sextelata is the source of this 226-nucleotide messenger RNA. RefSeq lists its product as uncharacterized. The record is from RefSeq and is a predicted model, not a curated record. The annotation marks the transcript as partial. Lineage: Eukaryota; Fungi; Ascomycota; Pezizomycetes; Pezizales; Morchellaceae. The transcript has a single exon.